UCCGCCCGCUGGGUCUCUGAGCCCGGCCCCGCCCCCGACCCCGCCCCCGGGCCGGCUCACGUGGUACAGCUGCGCUUCAACAAAAACUUUAUUGGGAGCGCAGGGCCACGCGUGGGCCCGCGAGGGCGGGGAACCUGUUCCCCGUGGCAACGGCCGGGCCUAGCUCCCAGAAGCCAUCCAGGCGCCCAGUGUGAAAAUUGAGCGCCUCGCUGGAGGCUGCAUAGUAUCAUUCCAGGGCCACAGUUUCAUUCCCACUUUUGCCACCUAACGAGGGGUCCCCUUGGGGUACUCUCUAACCUCUCUGUCCCGCAGUUUCCUCACGCGUAAAAUGAGGCGCUGGACUUUCCCUGAAGCCUCACAUAGCCCUGACUUCCAUAAUCUCUUUCUCAUCCCAGAGAAGAGCGCGUGUUCUUCCCCAUUAGUUUUCUUUUCCUGACUCUGCUCAGUCUUCCCCAGCUCAGAUUCUAGGUCACAAAUUAAAUCUACAGCUUCGUCUCCUUUCCCAUCCUAUUCCAAAUGGGCCCUCUUUUAACCUAAUUUGGAAAAAAGGGGGUGUCCCAUUGGUAAGGGAGUCAGGGAAGACUGGGGGAAAAGCUCCACAAGGCAGGCGCUGAGUCUGGUUGGUUGGUUGGUUGGUUGUUCAUUGAGAUGUCUCUCUAGUGCCUACAACAAUGCCAGGCACACAGUAGGGACCAAAUCUUUGCUGAUCAAACAAAGCACAUGUCACUAAACGAAGGCCAGGUCUUCUGUGGAUUCUGUGCUACCCGAAGACCUCUUUGAGUCUCUCUUCCCCCUGCCUCACCCUCAGUCUACCCCAGCCACGCUGGGAAGCAAGGACUGUUUAAUACUCCCAAAUUCAGUACCUAGUGUCUGAGCUGUGUGAUUUCCGAUUUGUGGCUGGAGCCUCGGUUGCUCGGGGAAGCCCUCUGGGGAGUCACCAGAUCCAGGACCAGCUGGGUACAUCAUAACACUGAAAGGCUAAAUAAAAGGAAGAAGGAGAGAGUCAGUCUGGCUUCAACUAACAGCACUCACCCAUUGCCUGAGAUGAAGCAGGGGCCCCAAGGGCAGUCUGAAGGUUGGGAAGCCUCGAAGAACCUAGCGCACAAAUGUCAGCUCUGCCUAAGGAGCCCCCAAAGCCAGACCCACUCUUUUCAGCUGUGUUGAAAAGUGUAGGGGGUGUGAGCGUCACAAGGUUUGGAGUUAGACCACCUGAGUUUAGAUCUGGCUCUGCCUACUUCACACCUGUGGAACCUCUCGGGUUACAGAACCUCUUGGAGCCUCAGUUUCCUCCACCCUAGGAUUGUCGUCAUUCUUCCGAGUGGCAAAGAGGGAUUUCCAACAUCCCCCAGCCCUCCAGUCACUGACCUGACCGUUGAUGUGCUGAAAGCUUAUCAAGAAGGAACAAACACGCCUCCAGAUUCUCUUGAGAGUAAACUGCAAGUGAACUUCAACUCCAAGGCAUGUGAAAACAGCCCAGCAUAUGAACCCGAAACAGACCCAGCACCACAGAACAGCGAUGAAACCCUUUACUGUGAGGCCGAGGCGUCCGUGGGUGUGGAUAAAGACAAGGCCGCCCGGGAGAGCUCAGAAACAGACCUGGAGAUCGAAGAUACGGAGAAAUUUUUCACCACCGGACAAAGGGAGCUCUACCUGGAGGCCUGCAAACUGAUGCGCGUAGUGCCUGUCUCCUACUUUCUCCGGAACAUGGAGGAGUCCUACAUGAACCUCAACCACCAUGGGCUGGGCCCCAACGGUACCAAGGCUAUUGCUAUAGCCUUGGUGUCCAACACGAGUGUGGUCACCCUGGAGCUGGCAGACAACUGUCUCACGGAGGAGGGUCUCCUGAGCCUAGUGGAGAUGCUGCAAGAGAAUUACUACCUGCAGGAGAUGAAUGUUUCCGACAAUGAUCUUGGCUUGAAGGGGGCCAGAAUCAUCUCAGAAUUCCUUCAGAGAAAUAUCUCUUCGCUCUGGAACCUCCAGCUUUCAGGAAAUAACUUCAGGGACAAAUCCGCAGAACUGUUGUGCCAAGCCUUGUCGGCCAAUUACCAAAUCAAGACACUGGAUCUCAGCCACAACCAGUUCUCUGAUAAGGGAGGAGAGUACGUGGGCCAGAUGCUGGCCCUCAAUAUAGGGCUCCAGUCACUGGAUCUGAGCUGGAAUCACUUCCACGUACGGGGAGCUGUGGCCUUGUGCAAUGGUCUCCGGGUUAAUACGACCCUGCAGAAACUGGAUCUCUCUAUGAACGGCUUUGGGAACGAGGGGGCUACGGCCCUGGGGGAGGUCCUCAGACUCAACAACUCCCUGGUCUACCUAGACAUCAGCUGCAAUGACAUCACCAACGACGGAGUCUCCAAAAUCAGCAAAGGGCUGGAGGUCAAUGAGAGCCUCAAAGUUCUGAAGCUUUUCCUGAACCCUAUGAGUAUGGAUGGGGCUGUUUCACUUAUCCUGUCCAUCAAGAGGAACCCCAAAUCCAAGAUGGAAGAGAUCGACAUUUCUAACGUGCUGGUGUCUGAGCAGUUCCUAAAAAUAUUGGACGGGGUGUGUGCCAUCCACCCCCAGCUGGAUGUGAUGUACAAGUCCGUGCAAGGCUUCUCUGCCAAGAAAGCGCUCCUCCAGUGGACGAACCCCAUGAAACUGAUCCAGAGCUACGCUGACCAGCACAAAAUCACAGUCCUAGACUUCUUCAAGAGCUUGAACCCUAAAGGAAUGAUGACGAUGCCUGUGGGGGACUUCCGGAAGGCCAUGAUACAGCAGGACAAGGUCCCCGUAAACCUGCACCAAGUCAGGGAGCUGAUAAAGAAGCUGGGUGACAAGACAGGCAUGGUGAACUUCAGGUCAGUGUGGGCCUGGGGGCCAUCUGAUCCCGCUUCUGCCCAGGAAGCCCUGUUGCCCCCACCCCCCGCAGGCGCCCGGGCUGAGCAGGGUGCACCCUGCACUCCAUGAGGCGACCUCACCUCCAUGGAAGCAGCUGGCCGCGCUCUCCAGGGCUCCCAAACCCGCCCCACGGUCUGCCCUCUGCCUCAGCUUCCCCUCAACCACGGACUGCUGGCUGCAGGGCCAGACUCUGGGGACACAGUUGAGGUGACACACCGGAGUGCAUGGCUAGACCCCGGUGUGUUGGGAGGGGUCUGCAGGUCCCCUGGGAGCCCAAAGAGGAGGAUCACUCCGGCAGGAACUGUUUUGGUUCGGUGGUUUGUGACAUAGUCUCCAUCCCUUAAAGAAACAGGAAGGGGCUGGGAUAACAGUCAUAAGGAUAAUGACACUGUCCAUGAGCCCUUUCCAUGGGCCCUGUACUCUGUGGGCCACCGGACCUGCUCACGU
Lutra lutra (Eurasian river otter) is the source of this 3321-nucleotide messenger RNA. RefSeq names its product leucine rich repeat containing 74A (gene LRRC74A). The record is from RefSeq and is a predicted model, not a curated record. The transcript is spliced from 15 exons. NCBI's taxonomy places the organism in Eukaryota, Metazoa, Chordata, Mammalia, Carnivora, Mustelidae. Bases 1669 to 2943 code for a protein of 424 amino acids. Gene Ontology annotation, molecular function: protein binding.